Thrips palmi is the source of this 3291-nucleotide messenger RNA. RefSeq lists its product as uncharacterized. The transcript is spliced from 5 exons. Bases 100 to 2979 code for a protein of 959 amino acids. NCBI's taxonomy places the organism in Eukaryota, Metazoa, Arthropoda, Insecta, Thysanoptera, Thripidae. The record is from RefSeq and is a predicted model, not a curated record.
GCGCCCCCGCCCCGGCCCCAACAGUGACGUUGACGUUGUAGAAACCGGCUACAUUUUCUCUCCUAUACAUUUUAUCUUUAUUAUGAAGUUUUGACAAAUAUGGACGAAGAAGAAGAUAAGCUUACGGUUCGUGACGGAUAUGCAAUUUCAGCAUUACUUAAGGAUGAAAGUGGGGAAACAGACUACUCGGAGCUCGACGAGGCGACCAGUGACAUACUUGUCGAUGAUGACAUUCUUGAUGAAACUUCUGAUCUGGAGGUUAACCCGCCUACAGGAAGCUCAAGUCAAACGCUGGCACAACUAGACAUUCAAAAUGCCAGAAGUUUACAAUUGCUCUCUACCCCUGCUGAUUCCACUUGCCUAAUGGAUGUUGGAAUUAUGGAUGAGAAUGCACCUCUUUCACCGGAUUUGAUCGAGUCGGAAACAGCAGAUCUAACUUCUCCAGCAUGUCCAUCAGCAAAGAGGUUGAAGAUGUCCAACCCACAAGAUAAGGAACAUAUAGACACAGAAGCUGAUUCUUACACCUUUACACCGAUGCCCUAUCAAGUGGCCUCACCCAGUAAUGUAGACACUGAUUUUGAUAGUGAUGCUGGUGAACAUCAAUUAGGUGCUGAGUAUUUCUCAAACUACAAUAGUGAUGAGGAGAGUAAUUUUUUCCAUGAGUCAAGUGCUACAGCGGAUCUACUUGAUGAAAUGGCUUUACAAUCAAGUGAUGAAGAGGAAAGUGAGUCAACAUCAAGCAAAGAUAAUGUGUCUGAUCCCCCACUCUACAAAGGUGCUCCAAUCACACAAUGGGAAAGCCUCACAUCGAUUCUAGCUUUUGUUUCAUCUGAACACCUUAGUGGUGCUGGUCUUGAAAGGUUACUUUCACUCAUCGAUUUACAUCUACCGCAGCCCAACAAAUUUUGUAAAACAAAGGCUCAGCUUUUUAAGGUAUUACAAGGAGUAGAAGAGCCUGCAGUUAUUCAUUACUUUUGCAGCAUUUGUUACAAAAUAAGGAAAGGUCCAAAUGACUUAUGUGAUUCAUGUACUGAUAUUAACAAAUGUGUCCUUUACUUUAUUUCUUUUUCUUUGGAAUCUCAGUUAAAAAAGAUGUUUGAAAGGCCAGACUUUGUGGAAAAUAUCAAGUAUAAGCAGACUAGAAAUAAGAAGAAUAGUGAAAAUAUUGAGGAUGUAUGUGAUGGAGAGGUCUACAAAGAAGCAGCAAAAUCUUUUGAUGAAUCAUGUUUUACUAUUACUCUAAUGUGGAACACUGAUGGGAUGCAGGUUUUUACUUCCAAUACUUUCUCUCUCUGGCCUUUUUACCUUGUGAUAAAUGAACUCCCUCCUAAGAAACGUUUCUUAAGUGAGAAUUUACUCAUCGGUGGAAUUUGGGGUAGUGUUGUCAAGCCUCAUCCAAAUGUUUUUCUGCUGCCAAUAUACAAAGAACUUAAGGCUUUGGAAAGGGGAAUUGAUGUUAAAUUUCAUAGUGACAAUAACCUUACUAAGGUUGUAGUCAAAUGUAUUUGUGGGACAUGUGAUUCUCCAGCUAAAGCAACUUUUUUAAACAUGAAGUCUCAUUCUGGAUUUUACUCUUGUCCUGUUUGCCUCACUAGGGGCUUAAAGCCUAAAGAUGCUCCUGUAGUAUUUCCAUAUGAAGAAAAUGUUCAACUUAGAAAUAUGCCACAGUACCAAGAACAUGUGAAGUGGGCUGUGGAUCACAAAGUUAUAUUUGACAAAACCCCUCGUGAUGAGGAAAAAUGGUGUGGCAUCAAGGGUCCUACUGUGUUGUCAUCAAUUGUACCCAAUAUCUUUGAUUCAACAGCUACUGAUUGUAUGCAUUGUGUGGACUUGGGGGUCAUGAGACAAAUGCUGCAUUUGUGGUUCGACAAAGAGUACAAGGACCAACCCUUUUCAGUCUUCAAGAAGACCAACGAAGUGAACAAGAGAUUGCUUGACUUAACUCCACCACAUUACCUUCAGAGAACUCCACAAACUAUUGAUAAACUUAUUCAUUGGAAGGCAACGGAGCUUCGUUCCUUUCUUGUUAAUUUAUCGUUGAUUGUUAUGAAGGACAUUUUAUUGCCUGAAUAUUAUGCACAUCUUGCCCUCUUUGUGAAAGGAGUGUCGCUUUUAAAUAGCUCCAGUGUCAGUGAUGAGAAUCUAGUGUUAUCAUCUUUGCUCAAUGAUCAAUUUGUUGCUGAUUUUGAAGAAUUGUAUGGUCUUGAAAACAUGAGUUUCAAUCUACAUUUGCUUAGACAUCUUGCAAGAUGUGUUAAAAAGCUUGGACCAUUGUGGAUAGUAUGUUGUUAUAAGUUAGAGGACAUCAAUGGCAGGAUUGGUAAUUUUAUCCAUGGUACUUGUCAUGUAGGUCUGCAGGUUUAUUCUAACUUAUCAAUUGUCACAAGAUUGCCUUUAUUGGUAAAAAAUUUAGCAGAUGGUUUAGCCAAAAAGUACUGUGAAGGAUUGAUGAAAAAAAGACUCCGAUUAAAAAUUUCUGAAAAAAUAAGUGGAGGAUUAUAUUGUGUAGGUCCUUUCAAGCUGUUAAAUUCAGACUACAUAAUUAGAGUACUUGAAUCUUUGAUCUCUGAAGAAUGCAAUGUCCAAUUGUUCUAUCGUCUUUUAAAAGAUGGUUUACUUUAUGUGUCUAAUUUGUACACCAGAGGUAAAAGAGUUUCUUCUUAUGUCAAGUACAAGAAGGACAACAGUGUAUUGUAUGGCAACAUUAAGACCUUUGUUAAAAUAUCUUGUGUGUGCACAGCUCCCUGUGACUGUAAAUGUGAUUAUGUUGCUAUCAUCAAGCCAAAGCCUGUUCAUGUGUUACAAAUAGGUGAUAUAGAGAUUUCACACAUAAGUACUCACAAAUGCACUGAUCUUUGUAAUGAUACAACAACAUUUGAUGUCAUAUUAGUAACUGAGUUACAAACUGUUGUUUUUAAAAUUGAUGGAACUGAAAAAAUGUAUUUGUGUGAACCUCUUAAUGAGUUUGAGAGAGAUUAAAAGAAUAAUCCAAUCCGCACGCAUUCUGCUUCCAACCCCACUCUACCCCCUGCACUCUGGAAUGAUCAAUGUGGCCCGCAAGGAAAGGGCGAGGGAGGGAAGCACCGGCGCAGACAAUGACGUCACGAGUACGGCGAGCGCGGGGCCCAGGCGAUGACGUCACGCGGGCAAGUGAGCAAUGUGGCAACACCGGCUUGCACCGCCCUCGAACGUGCCUAGAAUUUGUCGAUUUUUUCUCUUUUAUGGCAACACUAUUCCGGCAAAAAAACGACAAACUAUCGACUUUUUUUCGUCAGAUUAAUUUGACGUAUU